Molecule: messenger RNA, 2249 nt
Organism: Platichthys flesus (European flounder)
Lineage: Eukaryota; Metazoa; Chordata; Actinopteri; Pleuronectiformes; Pleuronectidae
Gene: tbce
Product: tubulin folding cofactor E
Exons: 17
Coding region: 321-1943 (540 amino acids)
Source: RefSeq, a predicted model, not a curated record
AGAUUUAAUACUUGGUACAAAACCCUUUGUUGGUGAUGACGGCUUCAAGACGCCCCCUGUUGGAGAACCUAGUCACAUGCACUGCUCAGGUGUGAAUUUGGUCCAUUCUCCCACACUUGAAGGUUCCGUGGGCCUCUUCUAUGAACUCUGGUCUUUAGUUUCUUUCCAUAGAUUUUCUAUUGGACUCACGGCAGGUGAUGGGCUGGGUCAUUCUAGCAGCAUCAUCUUCUCUGAAACCAAUGAGGAGCUUCUUUGGAUCCUUGUCUCGAAGAAAUAGGGACUGGACCAGCUGAUCUUCAUCUCCACGGACAAGGGGCAGGAUGCUUCUAAUCACUGAUAGAGCUGGACCACAGACCGCUGUUCAUUGUCCCUGCGGUUACACCUUCUCCAUGGGAAUCGAACUCACGGAGCCGGAGGUGCCGGACGAUGCGGUGGGCAGGCGGGUGUUCUGCGGCGCGGCGCGGGCCACGGUCCGGUACGUGGGCCCGGUACCACCGACAGAAGGGCUGUGGCUCGGUGUGGAGUGGGACGAGCCCAGCAGAGGGAAACAUGACGGCAGCCAUGACGGAGUCCACUACUUCACGUGCAGAGACGCUACAGGCGGCUCCUUCGUCCGUCCAGCCAAGGUGAGCUUCGGCGUGGACUACCUGACGGCCGUGCGCCUGGCGUACGACACGGACACGGACACACCGCUGAGUGACACGGUGUCCGCCAUGUUCAAGGAGAAGCCCAUCGAGGAGCGCAGUUUUCAGAGUCUGACGUCGGCGCUGCUGGGAGAGCGUCAGGUGAACGGACCCGGAAGAGACGGAGACAUCAGGAAAACAACUCCCAACAUCAAGUGGUUGGACAUGUCCCGCAGUCUGCUGUCCAGCUGGGAGGACGUGUCCACCAUCACUGAGCAGCUGGAGGGACUGCAGGUUCUCCAGCUCAGCUACAACACUCUGGGUUUGACCUCCGACCCCUCGUCUCUGAGUCGCUCGUUCUUCAGCCUCAAAGUUCUCAGUCUGAUCAGAUGUGACCUCACCUGGCCACAGAUCCUGGAGUGCGCCCCCAUGUGGCCACAGCUGGAGGAUCUCUGUGUGGAAGACAACAACAUCACAGAGCUGCAGAGGCCGGAGGGCGUCCUGCAGAACGUGUCCAACCUCAGUCUGUCCCGAAACCCCUUAGUGCAGGAGACGGUGGUGAAUCUCUCUGCUCUGCCCAGGCUGCAGCAGCUGACCUUGAGUCAGUGUGGACUGUCCCUCAUCAGGUUCACUGACGCUGCUCCUGGUUCACAAACCGACAAGUUUCCAGAACUGAGGGAAGUGAAUCUGAACGACAACAACAUCACAGAGUGGUGUGUGGUGGACGAGCUGGCGAAACUUGGCAGCUUGAAGAAGUUGUCGUGUCGUGGAAACCGUCUGACGAGUUGUGAUGGGAACCGGAAAACAGCUGAUCAGAUUCUGAUCGCCAAACUGGGACAACUGGUCACGCUCAACAACUGCCAAAUACACCCUGAGGAGAGGAGGGGGGCGGAGCUUGACUACAUCAAGAUGUUUGGAGGGGAGUGGCUGAAGACGGGGGGGCGGAGUCAGACCAGCGACCAGUUCACACUUCAACAUCCGAGAUAUCAGAGCCUUAUUGACAAGUACGGAGCUCCGGACGAAGGAGAACUGACGAAGCCGAAGUCGUUUGCUCUGAAGAUUCAGCUGUUAAAGAUCACGUUCCUGUUUCCUGAUGACGCCGAGCGGGCGCCCAUCCACAAGACUGUCCCAGCCUCCAUGCUGGUUCAGAAGGUGAAGGGUCUCCUGCAGAGACUGUUGAAGGUUCCUGUUGCAGAUCUGAAGCUCACUUACUGCACUCCCAAGAAGCUCGGGACGGAGUUUGAGCUCGACAGCGACACAAAGACUCUACAGUUUUACACCAUAGAGGAGGGAGACCAGGUCCUGGUCCGCUGGUCCUGACACAGACCAGGACCUGGAAUAGGACCUGGACCUGGACCAGGACCAAGACCAGGACCUGGAGCAUUGAUCCACAGCAAAGCAGAAGCUUCCAGGACUGAACCUGAUCCAGAAUGACACUCGGCUCCGCUUCACUUGCUUUUCCAACCCUCACAGUCACUGAGUGAAACUCACAUUAACACCGGGGGGGGGGGGGGACUCCAUGAGGAGAGAAUGUGUCCCCUCAUCUCUUAGAGACGCUGGACUCCGGUUCAGACGUCAACCCACAGAGACACGUUAGCAUCAGAUGAAUAAAGUGUUUCAAAAAGU